Theobroma umbraticum is the source of this 1080-nucleotide messenger RNA. RefSeq names its product hyccin. The record is from RefSeq and is a predicted model, not a curated record. Gene Ontology annotation, biological process: protein localization to plasma membrane; phosphatidylinositol phosphate biosynthetic process. Gene Ontology annotation, cellular component: plasma membrane. Lineage: Eukaryota; Viridiplantae; Streptophyta; Magnoliopsida; Malvales; Malvaceae.
AUGUCUGACGGCUCCUCUUCUUCCUCCUCCUCCAACUCCGAUUCCCCCACAGCCACCGCUGCCCCAAACAUCACCAUCACCCCGACCGGUGUCACCACCUCAGAAACACCACCACCACCAUCUUCCCAAACACAAUCAUCCAUACAGUCGCUUUCCUCCAUCAUUUCCUCCAUCCCUUCCUCUCUCUCUUCCUCCCCAAACCCUUCCUUUUUGCUCCUACACGACUCUACCAUCUCCUCCCCAAUCUCCUCCCUCCUACGCCACCCUGACUCUGGCUCCGGCGAUAACAACCUAUGCCGCUGGCUCUAUGACACCUUCCAUUCAACGGACCCUGAACUCCAACUCGUCGUCCUUCGUUUCAUUCCCAUCAUCGCCGGAGUCUACCUCUCCCGCAUCUCUCGAUGUAAAGCCCUGGCUGGUUUCGAGGCUAUUUUAUUAGCCCUUUACGCACAUGAAACUACUGCUCGUGGAGACCAACCGAUGACCGUUCAUGUUCCGGAUUUGUCACAACCUAGCAUUUAUCAUGAAGCCAAGCCGUCUAUCAAAAACAAAGCAACCGAGCUAAACCUAGCGGUCACAUCUUCCACUUUGGAGCCUCAUGGAACAAUGCGGUCGACAAGGAGACCCAGGAUCGUUGGUGUCGCAUUAGAAUUGUAUUACAGCAAGAUAUCUCAAAUGCCAGUGACUUCCAAGAUUGAGUUUUGUGAGUUUUGCGAGAUUUGGGCAGGUCAAGACAGGGAGAAUUUCAAAGAUGGUGGAGAAGAUCAUGGUGAGAAUAAUGGUAGCAAUGAGAUGCAUACGGUAAAGAAGAAAGAAGGAAGGAUUCCCUUGCCAUGGGAACUAUUGCAGCCUACUUUGAGGAUCUUGGGGCAUUGCCUUUUGGGUCCUCAUGGUAGUAAGGAUCUAUUUGAUGCGGCUUCUUCAGCAAUAAACAGUUUGUACAUGAGGUCUUUGCAUGACAUUGAUGCUAAGGCAAUUUUGGCAACUAGUAGUCUUCUUCGACUUGAGAAAAUGGCUUUGGAUCCAAAGGCUAAUAUUGAUUACACUGAAAUAGAAAUGGCAAAUGUUAUAUCUUUGUAA